Molecule: messenger RNA, 1511 nt
Organism: Magnolia sinica
Lineage: Eukaryota; Viridiplantae; Streptophyta; Magnoliopsida; Magnoliales; Magnoliaceae
Product: large ribosomal subunit protein uL4-like
Exons: 2
Coding region: 75-1301 (408 amino acids)
Biological process (GO): translation
Cellular component (GO): ribosome; cytosolic large ribosomal subunit
Molecular function (GO): structural constituent of ribosome; RNA binding
Source: RefSeq, a predicted model, not a curated record
AAAAAAGCAAUCCCUCGUCCUCACUUCUAAAACCCCAACCCUAACCCUAACGUCAACCAUUUCCCUUCAUCCCGAUGGCCGCUCCUUCCGUCGCAGCCGUCCGCCCCCUCGUCACCGUCCAUCCAUUAGAAGCGGACAUGUCCACCGACGGGCCCACCUCGAUCCCUCUCCCGGAUGUGCUGAAAUCCACAAUCCGACCGGAUAUUGUCUCCUUCGUCCACUCCAACAUCUCAAAGAACCGUCGCCAGCCGUACGCAGUCAGCAAGCGCGCCGGCCACCAGACCUCGGCCGAGUCGUGGGGAACGGGCCGCGCCGUGUCACGUAUCCCCCGCGUCCCUGGUGGUGGAACCCACCGAGCGGGCCAGGGCGCCUUCGGCAACAUGUGCCGCGGUGGCCGCAUGUUCGCCCCCACCAAGACGUGGCGCCGCUGGCAUCGUAAGAUCAACGUCAAUCAGAAGCGCUUCGCCGUCGUGUCGGCACUUGCCGCAUCCGCCGUCCCUUCCCUUGUGAUGGCUCGUGGCCACCGGAUCGAGUCCGUCCCUGAGAUCCCACUCGUUAUCGGCGACUCCGUGGAAUCCAUCGAGAAGACUUCCUCCGCCAUCAAGGCCCUCAAGCAGAUCGGCGCCUUCCCCGACGCCGAGAAGGCCAAGGACAGCCACGCUAUCCGCGCCGGGAAGGGGAAGAUGCGCAACCGUCGGUAUGUCUCCCGCAAGGGUCCGCUCAUUGUUUAUGGCACUGAGGGAUCGAAGCUUGUCAAGGCAUUCCGCAACAUCCCGGGCGUUGAUGUCGCGUCUGUUGACCGCCUCAACCUUCUCAAGCUGGCUCCCGGCGGGCAUCUUGGCCGGUUCAUCAUCUGGACCAAGUCGGCAUUUGAGAAGCUUGAUUCGGUCUAUGGUUCGUUCGAGAAGGCCUCAGAGAAGAAGAAGGGGUACUUGCUUCCACGGUCGAAAAUGGUGAAUGCUGAUCUGUCAAGGAUCAUCAAUUCCGAUGAGGUGCAGUCGGUGGUGCGGCCCAUUAAGAAGGACAUCAAGAGGCCACCACUGAAGAAGAACCCGCUCAAGAAUCUGAACGUGCUUUUGAAGCUCAAUCCGUAUGCGAAAACGGCCCGGAGGAUGUCUCUCCUUGCUGAGGCGCAGCGUGUUAAGGCAAAGAAAGAGAAGCUCGAUAAGAAGAGGAAGGUGCCGAAGGGUGAUGCAAAUGCAAUCAAAGCUGCGGGAAAAGCAUGGUAUGAGACAAUGAUAUCGGACAGCGACUACACAGAAUUUGAGAAUUUCUCCAAGUGGCUUGGUGUCACCGAGUGAAACUAAGGUUGUGUUUCGUUUUCUACCAUUAAAUUCAGUUGAGUUGUUUUGCAGUUAGUAUUACAGGAGUAGUAUUUUCAUUUUAAGACGUUAAAAAAUAGGAUGAAAUGUUGGCACAUCAUCCUCGUUCCCUUUUUGGCUUGGUGGUAGAGGCUUGUUGGAUUGAAAUGUUUAGACCAAGUAAUCUCAAUUAUUUUUUUUCUUACCGCA